CAUAUCCUUUUUUUUUUUUUUUUUAAUUGGAAUCCACCCGAUAGAUCAAGAAGGUAAAAAAAAAAAUGGAGAAAAUGAAGAGCAUAAUAAAGCCAAAACCAAAUCCGCAACAGCAGUUGAGAGAUUGGCAGCGUAGGCUCCGCCAGGAGUGUCGCAACAUCGAGCGUCAAAUCCGAGAUAUCCAGAGAGAAGAGAAGAAUGUACAGAAAGCUAUUAGAGAAGCAGCCAAGCGAAAUGACAUGGGCUCUGCUAAGGCACUUGCUAAGGAAAUUGUCAGGUCUAGAAGAACGGUGAAUCGUCUUUAUGAAAAUAAGGCACAACUGAAUUCAAUAUCGAUGCAUCUUGGGGAAAGUGUGGCCAUUGCUCGUACAGUUGGGCAUCUGUCCAAGAGUGCUGAGGUUAUGAAGCUUGUCAAUAACCUUAUGAAGGCUCCAGAAGUUGCUGCUACAAUGCAAGAAUUCAGCAAAGAGAUGACCAAGGCAGGGGUUAUUGAAGAGAUGGUCAAUGAUUCGGUUGACGCUGCACUUGACUCUGAAGAUAUAGAAGAAGAGACUGAAGAGGAAGUUGAUAAGGUGUUGACUGCAUUAGCUGGUGAAACUGCAGCGCAGCUUCCAGAAGCAGUCAGGAAGGAAAAGCUCAAGCAGCCUGUUCAGACAGCAGGAGCUUCGAUAGAGGAAGAAGCUAUUGCUGAGGGAGUUGAUGAUGAGGAAGAACUAGAAGAAAUAAGAGCCCGACUUGCCAAAGUCAGGUCAUAAAUCAACCAUUCUGUCACUGCAUUUUCCUUGUUUUUCAGAUAAAAGGGAGGGUGUUCCCAUUCAGCUUCUUGGUGGGAUUGAGAUUGUUGUGUAUAACAUCCAAUUUUAACAUUGGGAAUGAGUACGUGCAUGAGUGUUCACGUGUACUAAUUAGCAGAAGCAACAGUUUUAUUAAUCAGAUAGUGUUAUGGAUUGUAAUUUGUGUAAUAAUCACUGGAUCUUAGUGAAAAGCAAUGCGUUGGGCUACAUGUUCAUUGUUUAGUGAACAUCUGUGUUAUAUUGAAAUUGGCAUAGUUGAAGGUGGAACUGUUAUUGAAUUG
Molecule: messenger RNA, 1075 nt
Organism: Rubroshorea leprosula
Lineage: Eukaryota; Viridiplantae; Streptophyta; Magnoliopsida; Malvales; Dipterocarpaceae
Source: the annotation of a GenBank genome assembly